CACUAUGUCUAAAAAAGUUACAUCUACAUUUGACAGUGUUAUUAAACGUCAACAAUAAGUGAUUCUGCUGAUAAAAGCUGAAUCACCCCCCGCACUGCAGUUCCAUUUAUGACCGGGAGGCGGCGUUGUUUGACAGUAGUUGAACUGCCUCUCUGUAUGGGUGAAGGACUAUGUUGUAAAAAUCUUUUAAACAGUUAAUUUUCGGUGACACCGGGCUUCUCCCGGGGCUCAGCUUCGGUGUGUCCGGGGUUACGUGACACCGACUCUUCCUGAGGACUGUGUCCGGUCUUGGAGCGGCCGUGUCGGGCAGCUGCUCAGCGGUUUUCUGAUCUCUGACUGGAGGUUUCUUUUUCUUUUCUUUUUUUUUUUUUUUACUGCAAACCAAGUUAGCUCAACAGCUAAUCCUAAAAGUCGCAUCACCCGUGCGAACUCGAAUUAAAAGUUUCUCGGCAGAGUCGGGACGUGUCGGGUGAGUUUUAACUGGAUGUCCUGACGUAACUUUGUGCGCAGUGUUUUGCGCGGGGUUCGUAUUUUAACUCGCCUUCGCGCAGCCACUAAAUCUGCGUUGGAGAACGCAGCGACUGAAGCGCAGCCACGGGUCAUAAAAUGUCACUUAGACCCGCAGUCACGCGCGGAUAAGGUGUCGUUCUCGGGGGGGGGAAUGCGGUAGAGAGCGGCCAGCUUCGGUGUUCAGCCUGCGCUGACUCGGCGAAUCUGGGUUUGCUGCUCGUGAGGCCUGCGGGUCAGGCUUCUACCGGCCUCGAGUAGAACCCGACGCCGCCGUCGCAGGGGGCGAAGGCCGGCUGCUGGCGCUGCCACUGCCGGGCCUGCGCGAGCCACGGCAUGGAGCGGAUGGAGGUGGACCAAUGCGCAGGCGCAGGAGGCGGUGCAGGAGGCGGGGCACUCCGCAGGUCGAACAGCGCCCCCAUGAUCACCAGUGUCAGUGAUGGGAUGACCAUUUUCAGCCCCGUGUCUUCAGCUCGAUACAGACGCAGCAGCGUGUCCAUCAACCCCAGCUGUCCGUCUCAGCUCGUCCCGCUCUCUCCCUUCUCUCUGACCGGAGACAGACUGGACCAGAAGAGACAGGAGGAGAACAUGGAGAUGACACUCAGAGGGAGUCUGCAGAGACUCAGUGCUUCCAGUCUGGUUCCAGUUCCUCCCGUCAGUCCGUGGCAUGACCACACGUCAGUGUGGUUUCCAUCGCAAGACGGCGGAGUCACGCCCAACUCAUCCCCGAGUCCCACGCGGCGGUUCAGGUUCAGACCUGCGGUCAGCGCCACCAUCAGAUGGCCCGCGCUCACGCCACUGAAGAGGAAAGGUGGCGUCGAGUCCGACGGACCCCCGAAGAAGCUCUUUGUUGCCGGGAUCACAGACCCCGCCCACCGCAGCAGCUACACACUCAGCGUCUCACCAUCGACGGCAGACUCUCCACCAGCAGGGGGCGUCAGUCCUCAGUCCAGCCCUCUGUCCCUGUCACCGCCCCCUUCUUUUAGCCCCCACCAGCACCCGGGACAUUAGACCUCACCAGCGUCUCUACAGGUCAUCGACGCUCAUUGCACCUUAUUCGUUUUGCCGUAAGCCCCGCCUCUUCCCUGUGACCAUGUGACGGACAGAGGGACCGAUUACUUUCACUUCUUUCCUUUGUCGUCAUGAAAACGGGUCUUCCUUGGAAACCGUCGACUUCAAUCAGCUGUUUGUGCCCCAGUGUCGCUCACCAUGCGUCACGACUGGAUAGAGAGACGAGGAUCGCGGUUCCAGCGGCUUGUCGCCACGGCAACGCAUAAAACCCCUCUGGAGAAGUUUGAGACUCCCAGGGACUCGCCGGUUGUGUCGUCGGGGACGAUGUUGCAGAUCCGCUACGAACCCAGCGGACAUACCCUGGACGCGGGACAGGACGCUCCGUAUCGGAACGAGAGACUUUUGAGGGAGUGUGACAUGAGUUUGUUGACUGUCGCGUGGACGCAGUCGCGCGGCGCAGCUCGCCGCCGUCGUGAAGUUUUGUUUUUUUUCCCUGAAGAUGCGAAGAUGUGAAGAUGUCUUGAGUUCUAGUCAAGACAUCGGAGCAGGACGUGGAACACUCUCAGUGAAUCAUCCAUACCAGUUUCCUCGGGAAUGGCGUUACAUGACGUCACAUGGCUCUUUUUUAUUGUUUUGUUUCUUUGUUUUACGCAACAAAGAAAUGAGAAAAUAAUAAAACAAAAACAAAAAAAUAGGAUCCACACAAAUGCUGGUUUUUAGCGCAUUCACUCGUGAAGAAAAGUGUUGUACCGGCGCAGGCGUUCAUUGGGAGCAGCCAUGUUGGCGUGGGGGGCGGAGCCGUCUGAAUGUAACAAUCUUCCCGGGUAACGGCGGUGUCGACUCGCGGGUGAUGGCAUUAUUUACUUCAGAGACACCAGUGUGACGUUCAUCGCGUCAUUUGUGCGAUUUACAUACUUCUACUGCUGCCUCGUGUGGUCACUUUGUGUCACUGCGGUAAAUCUGAACAAAGAAUUUUAAAUGCUGAAUUAAAAAAAUUAAGACAUUUGAACUUCGUGAUGGAGGCAGCAGUGGAUCAACAACUCGUGUGUGUGUGUGUGUGUGCGUGUGCGUGUGUGUGAUGUUAAAAUCACUGAUUUUCUCUAUGGGCUUUGGUGUGGGAGAGUGAGUGAUUUACAAACAUGUUUGUCGGCGACACACCAGCUCCUGGUGAAUGAAGAAGUUGUGUUUUGUUAUCGCGCGCGCGCGUGACCAACCGACGAUAAUCCCACAGAAUAAUUUACCUCCCUCAAAGUGAUCGGGGUCGUCCAGUUUGCACAUGAGUGGCGUCCGUCACGAACAAUUACCGUGAUUUAAAAAUGUAAAAACUUCUUGUCAGAGCUGAAGCUCUGCUCCAGUGUUUGCACUCGCACACACACACACACACACAGUAUUGUACAGUUUUGUAUUAUCACUCAUCGUCGUGCCUAAAACAUGUCGUCAUGUUCUGUGGGGGAGCGUCGGGCAGGUGACGCUGCGUCCUGGUCCUUUAACAGUCACCUGACCUGUCACCUGUCACGUGACCCCCGUCACCUGCGACAUAAUAUUUGUAUAUAGAGUCUAUAAUGAGCAGUUUUUAUCUUAUUUGCUUUGUCUUUGUCUCCAAAAAAAAGAAAAAAAAAAGCGUUUCCAAAUUGUUACCAUUGUCACGACUUUGCACAGAACUGGAGAGAUGAGUUUGCUUUUUCUGUUUUCUGUCACACGAUGAUGUCACCGUGUCACGGUCAGACUUGUCCUAGCACGUUUGAGCUAGCCGUGUCAAACUCGGUCCAUAUGUUGUAGACAAGUUAAUGAUUGAAAGUUGUCAAAGGAUUUUCUCUACGUCAUAAGGCGUGGCCUCAGUGCUCUGACAAAGUUAAAAUGGCAGGAAAACGACUGUUGUUUUGUGUGUUUUUUCCUGCUUUAUAUUUUUCCCGUCUCUGAGUCUGAACCGCAGAUUCGUGAUUGUCAGAUUCGGUUUUAAUCAUCCAUUUAUCAAAAAUAUCACUUUUUUUGUGAAAUCUAGACGCACCUUAGCGGUAGCUAAGUUAAUUUGCAGCCAUGGUUCUGUCUGGAAACUCCUCAAAAUCCAAACUCUGGUUUGGCCAAUCACAUCGUGUGUAGAGUGGGUGGGCGGGUUUAACAUAAUGACAACAGAGUUGCGACUGUGUAGUCCCGGCCGGUCAGUAUUAGCUCUUCCAGGACUUCCACGGUUGUAGCAGAACUCUUUCAAGGACCCGGUUUAUCCCACCCUUCGGAUUGAUCCCUGCCAGUUGUCUGCCCAGACCAAACAUCCUGAUGUAGGUCUGGUUUGCCAGGCGAGUACAAUAUCUGAAAUGACGAAAGUUCUGCCUUUUUCAAACGGUGGGUGGGGGGGAAAAAGGAAUUCGGCAUCAUUCUUUCCAAAAAACCCUCCACACUUUUGUCACCUUCUCCGAAAUAAAUGAAUGCCGCUUUAAGUUGUUCAAGUAGAAAAUGGUACAAUCCAAACAACACCAAAGUAAAAGUAAAUAACGGUCAGAUGAGACUUUGAAACGCGCUGCCAAUCGUUCACAGCUGCACCGACACAAACUGUAGCUUUAAGACCGUUUUCUUUGCCUUAUUUUUGACUUUGCACACUUCGUCGGUUUGCAUCUUCACGUCAAAGAUUGUUCCGAAGCCAAAAAAAGGAAUCCUAACCUUUACUAGUGGUAAACAUAGUGGAGAGUUUUUUGCCAAUAGCAGUGGCAGCAGUGGAAUCCUAUGUCAGCGCUUUUGAGGACGCACUGACUUUCCGAGUCAGAAAUCUGAUUUGUGGUCAGAAAUUCUGACUUCCAACAACAACCGGAACGCCCCGCUCGUCCCAAGUUUGUUGCCCACUCUUUGCCCUUUGGCAAAGAGUGGGCAAUAUAUUUCAGGAAUUAUUGCAUCACAUUGGGUGUGAAUGCGAUUAUUUUAAACGUACAGGAUCCCAUUGUCGCGGAGAGAAAGACGCGUCUUGAGAGAAUCGGCAAAAUUUCGCUCUGGUAGAACGCGGCGAUUUCUCAGCAUCAAAGUUUGAGACGUUCAACUGUCUUGGAGUAGCGCGUUUGUCACAACAUAUUUGUUCUAUAUUCAUUUAGUUUUGUGUUGGAAGUGAACCAGUCAUCAACAUAAACAUGGAGAUAAAAAGAUGAAUCAUUUCACUUAUUUAUCGCAUAAAUGUGAAAGCAAAUGCUACUUAUUAUGUUUGCGUUCUGGACUGCUGGUCGGACAAAACCAAAUGUACGAAGAUGCAAACGUUGAAUUUGACCAAAAAUAAAUCCUUCAGAUUAUGUCACUGAGGUCAGGUGUGGUGAAAAUGCAAUAUUGUCUGUUGUACCAGGGCUCUAUAGCGCCCCCUAAGGCGAAACAUGGAUGGAGAAAGCCAAAAUUAAGUUGCGCUGAGUUUGCUAAACUUGGUGGGAACUUGUCACAGCCCAAGACGAACAAAAAAGUCCAUUGGGACCACGCCCUGAACUCCACAGGAAGUCAGUCAUUUUGAAUUUGCCGUGCUUCGUAGUCUUUGUUUUCCGCUUAUCCGGGUCCAGGUCACGGGGGCAGCCACCUCGGCAAGGAAGCCCAGAUGAGGAGGCCGAACCAGAUGCCCGAACCACCUCAACUGGUUCCUCUGGACGUGGAGGAGCAGCGGUUCCUCUCUGUUAGUCAGCCCGCUCCGCCCUUCCCUCAAAUUGUGAACGCUAAAAAAACAGCUCUGAAGAUGCAAAGUGGAAUUAAACGGACGCCAAUCUGCAGUAAAACGCUGAAGAAAUAACGACGUUCUACCAGAGUGAACUACGACUGAAAACAAAAAAAAGGGCUGCUGAAGUUUUAAGCGAGACGCUAAAGGGAACUAAGAUCAGUUCACCCGAGUAUUUUCAAAGUGUAAAUAGUUGUUUUUUGUUUUCUUUCAUUUCUUUUUUCCUUUUUGACAAAAUUCUCUACAUAAGACAAACGAGAUGAUGAUGAUGAUGAUGUAUUUUUAUGCAACAGAAGAGUAAAAGUCAAGUUCUAUUCAAGUGUUCAUUCCCUCCUGACGAUCUCAUGGCUGUAAAAAAAAAGAAAAUAAAGACUUUAGUUUUUAGUGGAAACAAUUCAUGUUUAAAACAUAUAUUGUUUAUAAAAAAUAUCAUUGAAAUAAAAACAAAAACUGA
Solea solea (common sole) is the source of this 5645-nucleotide messenger RNA. Its product is annotated as P2R1A-PPP2R2A-interacting phosphatase regulator 1. Bases 844 to 1518 code for a protein of 224 amino acids. Gene Ontology annotation, molecular function: protein serine/threonine phosphatase inhibitor activity. The transcript has 9 exons. Lineage: Eukaryota; Metazoa; Chordata; Actinopteri; Pleuronectiformes; Soleidae. The record is from RefSeq and is a predicted model, not a curated record.